This is a messenger RNA of Chlorocebus sabaeus (green monkey), 1740 nucleotides long. RefSeq names its product ess-2 splicing factor homolog (gene ESS2). The record is from RefSeq and is a predicted model, not a curated record. Gene Ontology annotation, cellular component: catalytic step 2 spliceosome. Lineage: Eukaryota; Metazoa; Chordata; Mammalia; Primates; Cercopithecidae.
CACCCUGUGACGCGCCUGGGGCGCCCGAGCUUUUCCCUGGGAUAGCGAUGGAGACUCCGGGCGCAUCAGCUUCGUCGUUGUUGCUCCCCGCCGCGUCCAGGCCCCCGAGGAAGCGCGAGGCGGGAGAGGCUGGGGCUGCGACGAGCAAGCAGCGGGUCCUGGACGAGGAAGAGUAUAUCGAGGGCCUCCAGACAGUCAUCCAAAGGGAUUUCUUUCCUGAUGUGGAGAAGCUCCAGGCACAGAAGGAGUACCUGGAAGCCGAGGAGAAUGGAGACUUGGAACGGAUGCGCCAGAUUGCCAUCAAAUUUGGCUCUGCCUUGGGCAAGAUGUCCCGGGAGCCCCCGCCGCCCUAUGUGACUCCAGCCACGUUUGAAACCCCUGAGGUGCAUGCAGGCACUGGAGUGGUGGGCAACAAGCCCAGGCCCCGCGGCCGAGGCCCGGAGGAUGCAGGAGAGGCUGGAGAGGAGGAGGAGAAGGAGCCACUGCCCAGCCUAGAUGUCUUCCUGAGCCGCUACACGAGUGAGGACAAUGCCUCCUUCCAGGAGAUCAUGGAGGUGGCCAAGGAGAGGAGCCGGGCACGCCACGCUUGGCUCUACCAGGCUGAGGAGGAGUUUGAGAAGAGGCAGAAAGAUAAUCUUGAACUCCCAUCAGCAGAGCACCAGGCCAUCGAGAGCAGCCAGGCCGGUGUGGAGACCUGGAAGUACAAGGCCAAAAAUUCCCUCAUGUACUAUCCAGAGGGUGUCCCUGAUGAGGAGCAGCUGUUUAAGAAGCCCCGGCAGGUGGUGCAUAAGAACACGCGCUUCCUUAGGGACCCCUUCAGCCAAGCCCUGAGCAGGUGCCAGCUCCAGCAGGCAGCCGCCCUCAAUGCCCAGCACAAACAGGGCAAGGUGGGCCCCGAUGGCAAGGAGCUGAUCCCCCAGGAGUCCCCUCGAGUGGGUGGAUUUGGAUUUGUUGCCACUCCUUCUCCUGCCCCUGGUGUGAACGAGUCCCCAAUGAUGACCUGGGGGGAGGUUGAGAACACACCGUUGAGAGUUGAAGGGUCGGAAACCCCCUACGUGGACAGGACACCAGGCCCAGCUUUCAAGAUCCUGGAGCCGGGUCGCAGGGAGCGGCUGGGGCUGAAGAUGGCCAACGAGGCUGCCGCCAAGAACCGGGCCAAGAAGCAGGAAGCCUUGCGGAGAGUGACGGAGAAUCUGGCCAGCCUCACUCCCAAAGGCCUGAACCCAGCCAUGUCCCCAGCCCUACAGCGCCUCGUGAGCAGGACGGCCAGCAAGUACACAGACCGAGCCCUGCGGGCCAGCUACACACCAUCCCCAGCACGCUCCACCCACCUCAAGACCCCGGCCAGUGGGCUACAGACCCCCACAAGCACACCAGCGCCUGGCUCUGCCACACGCACCCCUCUCACGCAGGACCCAGCCUCCAUCACGGACAACCUGCUGCAGCUCCCUGCCCGGCGCAAAGCCUCGGACUUCUUUUAGAGCCAGGCCUGGGCUGGGCCCAUAGACGCUUCAUGGAGCCUGCAGGGCAGCUGUACACCCAGCAGAGGACUCCAGCCUUCUCGGGGCCCAGGCCUGGGCCAAAGCUGUUGACUACGCCAGGAGCCACUGGAGAAAGGGGCUGUGCUGGGGCCAGGCUGGCACGGGAUGCACGUGCCCACGCCACAUCCCAGGGCCUUGCCAAGCUGUUUGCUGUUUAAUCGGCCCCUUGAAGUGUCAUUAAAGAACACCUGGUACAGUC